Messenger RNA from Xenopus tropicalis (tropical clawed frog), 1125 nucleotides. RefSeq names its product protein monoglycylase TTLL8. Lineage: Eukaryota; Metazoa; Chordata; Amphibia; Anura; Pipidae. Bases 1 to 1125 code for a protein of 374 amino acids. The record is from RefSeq and is a predicted model, not a curated record. The transcript is spliced from 14 exons.
AUGGCAACGGAUAAGAAAUCAAAGAAGAAAAGAAGAAAAGAACUAGAAGAAGAAUCUAAGACUUUGGAAAAUUCCACAGAUAUUGUCUGCCAGGAACCUCAGGAACCCGUGGAAAUUAUUGUGCAGACGGUGGAAAAGUCCAAUGAGGAAACCUUUCAGAACAUACAGGAACCACUAGAGAAACCUAGUGAAGUUGUCAUAACAGAAACACCUACUGUUUCUUCUGUAUGGGAAAAUUGUCUCCCUUCUGUACAGAAAACUAUACAGAAAUCAAAAGAACGUCUGAAACGCAGGAGAGCCUUCAAAGCCAAAGUUGAAGCUGCAAUUGAGAAAGAGAACAUAUUCUGGCUUCAAUAUGAAUAUCCUGCCAUCAGCAAUGGCCUAAAAAGAAGAGGAUGGUUGGAGAAAACAGCUCCUACCUUUAAUGCUGGUGCCUUUAACACUACAUUCUCUGAUCCAAGCGGGUCCUAUGAAUAUAAGAUGACGCUUUGGUAUGAUGUACAACCCAACCUUAUCUGGUCAAGUCCUUAUUUCAACCUUGGAGAUCUGAAUGAGGAUCAGAUGAUCAAUAAUUUUAAUUAUACAAGAUGCUUCACAACCAAGGUUGGUCUGUGCCUCAGUUUAAGGAAACUGCCUUGGUUUGCCAAAGAAGAUCCACACACUUUCUACCCUCGUUGCCACAUAGUGGCAGAGGAAAGGCAAGAAUUCAUUGAUGACUACAGAUUGACUGCUGCUCGUAGUAUCCUGAAAUGGGUUUUGAGAGUCAAUGGGAAAUCUUUGAGAGAUGAAGAGGUUAUUCCCGAAGAGAGUGAAAAGGAAGCAAGCACUGCUAUGUGCCUGACAGAUGGCGUAAGCAGGACUGCCACUCGUGUCCGUAAAUGGUUUUUGAGAAUCAGAAGAAAGAGAAAGAGCACUUCUGUCUCCCUGCCAGAUGCUAAGAUGAGCGAUCCUGGCCAUGAAAGAACUGUUCCAAAUGAUAUUAUAGUAACAGCCCUUCUGGCAUGCAAGAUGCAUCUCGACACACUGGAACAUAAAAACAUAGACGGUGACUUAGAGCCCGUAGAAGCUCAGGUGGCUGCCCGUUGGAAAGCAUUUCUACCUGACUACUAUAAAGUUGUACAGUAA